UAUUUAACACGCACUCGGUGUUUUUUCUCCACACUUGGCUUGUUUGUGUAACAGCGAACUGCGAGCGAAAGUACAAGCGAUGUGUGUUUCUUUUUUUUUGUCUACGUGUAAUGAGUGCAAAAAAAAAAACCGCAGUGUUUUCACUUUGCGGUUUGUGUUUCACUCCGACAUUUUGAUGUCGACACUGAAGUGAUAAAAUGUUGUCAGUGCUGUCAGAUUAUUAGGAACUGAACUCACUGCUGGUGUGCUGGAGCAGUCACAUGUCUGUGGAAAGCCACUGCUCCUGUGUGUGUCUGAGGCUCCAGCGCAGAGGAUGGUGCUCACUCGGCAACUUCUCCUGUCCUUUUUCCUCUCUUUCUUUUGUCUGAGGAAACCCUAACGAUGGCAAACAUGGCUGAGGCCUCAAACAGCAGCAACAGCGAGUCGUACAGUCACCUUACCUGGGAGCAGGUGAGCCGGCUAAAUGAGGUGCUGAGCGAGCCGGUGCCGGUCCACGGCCGGGGCAACUUCCCCACCCUGGAGGUGCGGCUGAAGGAAAUUGUGCAGAAGGUGCGCAACCAGCUUGAGCAGCAUGGCAUCAAAGUCAAAGACAUCCGCUUAAACGGCUCCACUGCCAGCCACGUGCUGGUGAAGGACAUUGGCUGGAGCUACAAAGAUCUGGAUGUCAUCUUCAGAGUUGAUCUCCCACAGGAGACGGAGUUCCAGCUCAUCAAAGAUGUGGUGCUGAGCACUUUGUUGGACUUUCUGCCAGAAGGGGUUAACAAGGAGAAGAUCACACACAUGACCCUGAAGGAGGCCUACGUGCAGAAACUCGUCAAAGUGUACACGGAGCAGGACCGCUGGUCCCUUAUCUCCCUGUCCAACAAUAACGGACGCAAUGUGGAGCUCAAAUUCGUGGACUCGAUCCGCAGGCAGUUUGAGUUUAGUGUGGAUUCCUUCCAGAUAAUUUUGGACUCUGUGCUGUCUUUUUACGAUUUAUCAGAAAAGCCUAUGUCUCAGCAUUUCCACCCUACUGUGAUGGGGGAGAGCAUGUAUGGUGACUUUGCUGUGGCUCUAGACCACCUCAGGAACAAGCUGAUUGCCACCAAAAGGCCAGAGGAGAUUCGUGGAGGCGGCUUGCUGAAAUAUUGUAACCUCCUGGUGAGAGACUUCAGGCCCACAGAUGAGGAGGAGUUCAAAGCGUUAGAGCGCUAUAUGUGCUCUCGCUUCUUCAUUGAUUUUCCUGACAUCGGCGAGCAGCAGCGGAAACUUGAGGCCUACCUGCAGAGUCACUUUGUGGGUGAGGAGAAAAGCAAGUAUGACUACCUCAUGAUCCUGCGACGGGUUGUGAACGAGAGCACAGUCUGCCUCAUGGGACAUGAGAGGAGGCAGACGCUUAACCUCAUCUCACUCACAGCAUUCCGGGUGCUUGCUGAACAGAAUGUCAUACCAGAUGCCUCUAAUGUGACCUGUUACUACCAGCCAGCGCCUUAUGUCCGAGACCUGAACUUCAGUAACUACUAUGUGGCUUCUUGUAACCAGUCCAUUCCAACAUGGCUGCCGUGUAACUAAGACUCUCAACUGAUGAUGCUUUAUUAAUGAAGGAAAAAACCAGCUGUUUGGCCAUGAGUGGUAUUUCCCUGUGUGGGCAUAAAGGAUAUUUAAAAGGACAAGCAUUUGGGUCUAUAUUUGUUUGUUUGGUUUGUUCUUUUUUUUUUUUUUUUUUUGGGACUCAGCUAAAUUCUUAUCUAUCAAUGUGUCAAGACCUUUGGAUCCAAAGUAAUAUAUAUUUUUAGAGCUUGGAUUAUCUAUACUGGGGGGGGGGGGGGGGGGGGAAUCAAAUGUUCCCUUAAAUUUGUUUGAUUGUUUUUGUUGCCUUUGUGUCCCUAAUCUGAGCAAUGAAUUUUUUUGCAAACUGAAAUUCUUAUUGUGCCUUAUCCCUCCCUAAUGUAUUAAAUACUUUUGUCUUUAAGGGAGGAAAAGAUUUCUCAAAGGACAGUGUUGAUGUUUCUUGUGAUAAAACAUAGAAAAUAUAGGAAAAAAAACCACAAAAUUUUGUUAAAUUGGGAAAAAAAAAAGAUUUUGGGUGACAAAAACAAAAAAAAAAGUACGCACAGACUUAAACAGAAAAUUCCAGUGUGCAAUGAGGAGGGUUUCCCCCCCUUUUUUUUCUUUCCUCUUUUUCUUUUUUUUUAAACUACUGUGAGCUGCUAAUAUCUUCAAGAGCUUUCAGCUUGUGCAUUCUAAUUUCUCCUGUUCCUCAGCUAAUCAUAACCAGGGUUAUCAUGAGGUAAAGAACGCUGCACGUUUGUUAUAGAUAUGGAUGCAGAAAGUAUAGAUUACAUAGCAUUUGUGUUGGGGUGUGCUUCAGCCAAAUACAUUGUUUGCAUGCAAAAAUAUUUUUAGUAUUCCAGUACAGACUUCAGAAAGUUAUCUCUCUACAGCUGCAAGUUGUAAACUUGUUCAGUCAGGCGUUUCUAGCUAGUGUGAUUUCAGAUUUCCAACUAGUUUUAGGACAGAGUUGUAGCCUUUUUUUUUUUUUUUUUUUUUCCUUCCUUAAAGACAACAGUGCAGGUAACAUUUCAGAAGCUAACUUGUCGUCGUUCUGUGAUUUAAUAUGGAUAAUGUAAUGUCUGCUAGAGUUGGCUGCCGGUGAGAGGACAGGCUUGCCUUUGAGUGACUUAUGUAUGGAAUUUAAUUCUAAAUGGAAGUGUACAUGUGAGAGGGAGCAUGACAGUGAGGUUGUCCCUUUUCCUUAAAAGGAUAAAGUGUUGGGUGUCCGGUGCUCUUGAGUCUAUAGUGAUCCUUAGCAGGCUUUGCAUUGCUGUGUAACAAGACUCCAAACUGGUGUCACACCGCUCUAAAAUUAUCCUAAGAGGCACAGGGCAGAAUAUGUCUAUGCUGGAGGGAGGUGGGCAGGUUUUUCUGCUGUGACGAACACCUUACAUGUGCUUCUGCUGCUCUUGCCCUUCGUACAGAUGCAUGCUGAACCCUUUUCUGGUCAUUGGAGCAGGGCCUCAUUCACAGAAACAUUACAGUGGCUCUAGGUAGAUUCCAAUUAUGGAUUUUACCCCGGUAUGGUAAUGGAUUUUUUCCCUGGUAUGGUUAACUUUAAUACUGCUACACAUCAGUGUCUUGUACUCUUGUUUAUCACUAAACUAUAUCUGUCUGAAAGUCUUUCAUUCUGAACUAACAGCUGUUCCACAUUUUCUUAAAGUUUUUCUUUCUGCUUACUCUGCAUCUGCAUGCAGCUUUUUCAAGUAUGCACACACACAAGAUAACCUGGAGAGCCAAGCUCAGCCUCUUAUCUGCUUCACACACAGACUUUGGAGGGAGGUGGGAAAGGGUCACUGUAGCCUCUGCCAGUUGCGGUCACACCCCUGGGUCAGGGCAUAUUGAAUUUAGGUUUUUUUUGUGUGCAGGCUAUGAUUAUUACGUUUUUUUUGGGGGGUGGGCUGGGGGUUUUGGGGAUGUGGUAUGUGUAUAUUAUGGAUCUAGACAUUUUGGUGUCAUGUGAAAAGUCAGUUUACAUUAUGAUGUCCUCUCUGGUCCAUCCUUACACCCUGCUUUUCUUAAACCUAGUUGUCUAGUCAUUCCAGUAAUAGAGACUUAAAUAGACUUUGUCAAUCACCCUUUUAACUCCUCUAAGCAGAGCAAAAACCAGUUACUGCUAAAUACCUCACACACUCAAAUUUAUAAAUGCAUAUAAGCAAUCUUGUUGUACUCCAAAACCUGGGUAACUGUGUACGUGUAUAAGCUCUAAAUAACGCAUUGGGUGAGGCAGAGAAUGGACCCUGGACAAAGGGCUGCUGUGUGUUUGUGAAUUAUUUAACUUGCAUUCUGGCUUGAAAUGUUAGUUUUCUCAUGUGACUGAUGGGAUAUGCUUAAUGGAGUAUUUAGAUGUUGUCUGCUUCCUAAUGUAUUCAUUUCUCAGAUGUCUGUGGUCCUAAUUCCAUAAAGCAAACCCAAGUAUCUGUUACUCAAAUCAUAUUCACUAAAGUUUGUGAAAAUCAAUUCAAGAGGCAUAACAGGUUUUGGACCACGGAUGUGGUAUAUAGAUGCAGCAUUUCCUUAAUCUGUCCAGUUUGAGCAUUUCUGGCUGCCAUUGUUUUAUCUUGGCUAGUUGAACUUCACCCAGAUAAGGCUCGGCAUGAUGGGGCUUGGCUGGGCACCUAUUUAAAGGCUCAAUGUCCAGUAGGUUGACUGUAUAUAGAGAGGUGGCAUUUGAAAUGGAUGCAUGCAUAGUGUUAUACUAAUGCAGAAGUAUUUUGUUCUUUCAGAUAGAGGUGUGUUUUUGUUUUUAUUUUUUUCCUGCUGUAAUUCCAGAAUUUCCCCAUUUGAACAUUCUCUUUCCUGUCUGUGUGAACAAAGAUGUUUGAGCUUUGCUUGUACUGUUGCACUAUGGCUCAGAAAGCAUCUGUACCAUUAUUUCUUUAAUGUUUUCCUGUGCCUAGGGGAGGACUUCCCUGUGUUUGGACAAUUGUCUAAAGUUUUGCUGAUGCUGGAGGCUUUUUUGGAAGUCCUUUGCCAGGUGGUAACGAGUUGUGGGAUAUGCAGUUUGUGUUCUGUCUGUGCCAAUGAUUGUGAGUCAAAAAGAUGCAGAAGUCUCACUUUUUUUUUUUUUUUUUUUUUUUUUUUUUUUUUUUUUUUUUGGGAAAAAGCUUAUUUGCCAACUUGGUGUUUUGAGGUUUAUUAAACUGUUUAUCAUUGUCAAUUAAUUUGAGCACUUUUACCUCACUUUAAUUUUCCUUUGGAUGGAGUUGAACAUCAGGAAAAUGUAUAUGAAGAGGGGGGAAAAAAAAAACAAAUAAAGUAUUAAACCCCACACUGAUGUAAAUUGUGUUUAUUUCCAGACAUGAA
Pangasianodon hypophthalmus (striped catfish) is the source of this 4839-nucleotide messenger RNA. RefSeq names its product terminal nucleotidyltransferase 5C (gene tent5c). The transcript has 2 exons. Gene Ontology annotation, molecular function: RNA binding; poly(A) RNA polymerase activity. The record is from RefSeq and is a predicted model, not a curated record. Gene Ontology annotation, biological process: mRNA stabilization. Bases 382 to 1551 code for a protein of 389 amino acids. Lineage: Eukaryota; Metazoa; Chordata; Actinopteri; Siluriformes; Pangasiidae.